AUGGCAGUAGGAAAAAAUAAAAGAACAUCUAAGGGAAAAAAAGGUGGAAAAAAAAAAGUUACAGAUGUUUUUACCAAAAAAGAAUGGUAUGACUUAAAGGCCCCAAAAAUGUUUUUGGUCAGGAAUUUUGGUAAAACCUUAGUCACAAAAACGAUAGGAAAAAAAUUGGCCACUGAUAGUUUGAAGGGAAGAAUUUACGAAGUAAACUUGGCCGACCUAAACAACGAUGAAGACCAAGCCCAUAAGAAAAUCAAAUUAAGUUGUGACCACAUCAUUAACAGAGAUUGUUAUACCGACUUUUGUGGAUUAAGUAUAACCAGAGAUAAAUUAUGCUCUUUAAUUAGAAAAGGAUAUACAUUAAUAGAAGGACAUACAGAUGUAAAAACUUUAGAUAAUUACCAUUUAAGAAUGUUUUGUAUUGCUUUUACCAAAAAAAGGCAAAACCAAACGAAAAGCACUUGUUAUGCUCAAACAAGUCAAAUAAAAAAAAUCAGAAAGAAAAUGGUUGAUAUUAUGACUGCUGAAGCUAGUAAAGUUUUAUUAAAAGAUUUAGUCAAGAAAUUUAUUCCUGAAUCUAUUGGAAAAGAAAUUGAAAAACAAUGUAAGAAAAUAUAUCCUUUACAAAAUGUUCUUAUUAGAAAAGUCAAAAUUCUUAAAAGACCUAAAUUAGAUAUUUCCAAAUUAAUGGAAUUACAUACUGACCCAAAAGAAGAAUCAGGAAAAAAUGUAAACGCUCUACCAGAAUCUAAGGAAGCUACGAACAUCUUAACAGCUGAAUUGAAACAUUAA
Plasmodium reichenowi is the source of this 789-nucleotide messenger RNA. Its product is annotated as 40S ribosomal protein S3A, putative. Gene Ontology annotation, molecular function: structural constituent of ribosome. NCBI's taxonomy places the organism in Eukaryota, Apicomplexa, Aconoidasida, Haemosporida, Plasmodiidae. The transcript is spliced from 2 exons. Gene Ontology annotation, biological process: translation. Gene Ontology annotation, cellular component: cytosol; ribosome. Bases 1 to 789 code for a protein of 262 amino acids. The record is from RefSeq and is a predicted model, not a curated record.